UCUCCCCUCUGCACCCUGCUACCCUUGAGUUUCUUUCUCUUUCACCCCAGGCCUUCAACUGCCAUCUUAUUCCAGUCAGGAACUUGCCUGAGCUCCCCAAAAUCUACUCUUCCAGUGAGUUCUCUCACCUUCCUGAAGCCCAAUGGGAAAUGAGCUCUUCUCACACCUUCUGGGAGUGGCUCAUCACCCCUCUGAGCCCAGGGGCUCUUACUGCCAGGGCAGUGGGUGGGGGUGACGGAUGGCAUGGCUGCAGCAGAGCCAAGAGAAGAACGCCUAUUUCCUGAAAAACAAGAAAACUUUACCUCUGAAUAAAUAAAAAGAGUGGUAAGGACAUAGGAGCAAGAUAGAGGACAACUGAGAGACUGGUCAGGGUGCCACUUGGACUCCACAGACACGCAGCGUCACAGGGGAGCGAGAGCGUGACUUACUCACUGGUGAAGCCAAUGCCACCAAAAUCUAACACAGAGAGUGUACCUCUGCCCUGGGGAGACCAGCAACAAAGAAAGUAACAGUGCAGGGGGAGGACAACAAAGUACCAAAUUGGGAAACAGUAACCAAUGGAAACAAAGGUGAGGUGAAGAAGACUGAAAACCCUUAGGGGUCCUGUGGAUUCUCCUGUCCUCUGGUAUGGGAACGUGGGGCAUCUGGGGAGCAAGUUCCAAGCUUGCUCUGCUCUACCCACUCCUCUUCCCAUGAACAUCACCCCUGCCCCUCCUCCACCCCCAGCUUCCAAGGCCUCAUAUCCCAUGCUGUGGUCAUCCGUUCGUCUCCUGCUCCAGACUGGCAUGGAGCCUUGGCACCAUGGCUCCUCUGUGUGUUCGGCUGCUGAGCACAGACCAAGUACCCUGAAGGGGUUCAGCGAGUAUAAGUGGUAGCGGGACAGAGUGCUGUCUGAGGCUGUGGGGAAAUGGGGGAGGAGAGUCUUGACCCAGAUUCCCCGGCUUCUCCAGGAAAAGCCACUCUGUCCUCUUCCAUCAAACACUUCUCCCAGGAGACUGCAUUUCUUUCCUUGUCCGAAGGUCUCAUGAAAGAGGUGGGAUGUGAGCUGGUUGCAGAAAGACAGACUGGGUGGGCACUGCCUAAUACCUGAGUAAACAGAACGCUCAGCUGUGGCUGAAAGCAGCCAGUAAAGCAAGCAGGUGUGCACUUCUAUUUUAGUUGGGCUCCCAGGUGACCACGAGGAGACAUUGGGGACUGACAGGGGACGAUAUCUAGUCCAAGUGAGAAGGUGAGGGCUUGCCCUGGGCAGGGAUGGAGGAGGGGUCCAGGGUGAGCCACGUUUCAAGGGAGGAAGGAGUCAAACGUGCUGGAUGAGUCAAUGAAGAUUUCGAGCACCAGGUCUCUGGACUCCACUUUCUGCAUUACGAUCUAUGCCAACAGCGACUCGGCCACCGAACCAGGGGUCUCCUCGCCUGAAGCAAGGGCUGGAAGAAGGGCGUGCGGCCUCGGGGUGCGGGUCGGAAAGGUCAGGGCCAGCCUCGGUGAGGCGCAGCCCGCGGGUGCCGGCUAGCCUGCGUCCCCGCAGGUAGAAGACCACGUCGGGGUCCCCGCUCCGAGACCCCGGGCUCGGAGGCGCGGCCGGUCCGCUCAGACCUUCACUGACAAACCAUUGCACGCCGUGGCCUCCGGUCGCCAGGACCUCUUGCCGCCGAGUCAACCACAAGGCCUAAGCCCAGAACAGGCCAGGUCCACGCGGGCCGGAGCGGAUUCAGAGACACUGCUGCAGCCAGGCCCGGAGCCACGCUCCUUAGGGACACCCGCCAGGGCCGGGGAGGCGGGGCGGCCGCGCAAGCUCUACCAAUCAACAGCCGGCGUUCGAAUUCGCAUCCUGGCGCGGCCAAUCGCGAGCGUCCGAGCCCGAGUGGGGGGGAGGGGGCGGGGCCCGGCCGAACAGUGGCGCGCGCCCCCCCGGGCGGGCCAAUGAGAGCGCCUGGUGCAUUUGAAAACUCCGGCGGGCGGCGGGCGGGUCUGCGCCUGCGUGGGGAGUCGCGCUCUGGGCCGGCAGGCGGCACUGGCAGAGAUACCGGCGACGGCAGCGACGGCAACCACGGUUAUGGGGAGCGGAGGCGUGAUCCACUGUAGGUGUGCCAAGUGUUUCUGUUAUCCUACAAAGCGGAGAAUAAGAAGGAGACCCCGAAACCUAACGAUCUUGAGUCUCCCUGAAGAUGUGCUCUUUCAUAUCCUGAAAUGGCUUUCUGUUGGAGACAUCCUCGCUGUCCGAGCUGUGCACUCCCACCUGAAGUACCUGGUGGAUAACCAUGCCAGCGUGUGGGCAUGUGCCAGCUUCCAGGAGCUGUGGCCUUCUCCAAAGAACCUGAAGCUCUUUGAAAGGGCUGCCGAAAAAGGGAAUUUUGAAGCUGCUGUGAAGCUGGGCAUAGCCUACCUCUACAAUGAAGGCCUGUCUGUGUCUGAUGAGGCCCGGGCGGAAGUGAACGGGCUGAAGGCCUCUCGCUUCUUCAGUCUCACGGAGCGCCUGAAUGUGGGCGCCGCGCCCUUCAUCUGGCUCUUCAUCCGCCCACCUUGGUCGGUGUCCGGAAGCUGCUGCAAGGCCGUGGUUCACGAGAGCCUCAGGAUGGAGUGCCAGCUGCAGAAAACUCACAGAGCGUCCAUACUGCACUGCUUGGGGAGAGUGCUGAGUCUUUUUGAGGAUGAAGAGAAACAGAAGCAGGCCCGGGACCUGUUUGAAGAGUCUGCUAAUCAGGGGUGUUUGACCAGCUCGUACCUCCUCUGGGAAAGUGACAGAAAGAUGGAUAUGUCAGAUCCCGGACGAUGCCUCCACAGCUUCCGGAAACUCAGGGACUUUGCUGCCAAAGGCUGCUGGGAAGCACAGCUGUCUCUAGCCAAAGCCUGUGCACACGGAAACCAGCUCGGACUGGAAGCGAAAGCCUCCAACGAGAUAGUCUGCCAGCUGUUCCAGGCCUCCCACGCUGUCAGUAAGCAGAGGGUCUUCUCUGUGCAGAAGGGACUCAAUGACACAAUGAGGUACAUUCUCAUCGAUUGGCUGGUAGAGGUUGCGACCAUGAAGGACUUCUCGAGCCUGUGCCUUCACCUGACCGUGGAGUGCGUGGACCGGUACCUGCGGAGGCGGUUGGUGCCCCGGUACAGGCUCCAGCUGCUGGGCAUCGCCUGCAUGGUCAUGUGCACCCGGUUCAUCAGCAAAGAGAUCCUGACGAUCCGGGAGGCUGUGUGGCUCACAGACAACACGUACAAAUACGAGGACCUGGUGAGGAUGAUGGGAGAGAUCAUCUCUGCCUUGGAAGGGAAGAUUCGAGUCCCCACUGUGGUCGAUUACAAGGAUGUCCUGCUGACGCUGGUCCCCAUGGCGCCAAGAACCCAGCACCUGUGCAGCUUCCUCUGUGAGCUCUCCCUGCUGCACACCAGCCUGGCCGCCUAUGCCCCGGCCCACCUGGCUGCAGCCGCCCUGCUUCUGGCGAGGCUGACACAUGGGCAGACACAGCCCUGGACCACUCGGUUAUGGGACCUCACUGGGUUCUCCUGUGAAGACCUCAUCCCCUGUGUCUUAAGCCUUCAUCAAAAGUGCUUCCAUGACGAUGCCCCCAAGGACUACAGGCAGGUCUCUCUCACUGCCGUGAAGCAGCGAUUCGAGGACAAGCGAUACGAAGAGAUCAGCCAGGAAGAGGUGCUGAGCUACGGCCAGUUGUGUGCAACUCUAGGGGUGAAACAAGAGAGCCCAGAACCCGCGUCUUUCCUCAGCACAGGGGACAUUCACACCUUCCUCAGCUCUCCCUCUGGAAGGAGAACCAAGCGGAAACGGGAGAACAGCCUCCAGGAGGACAGGGGCAGCUUCGUCACCACGCCGACCGCAGAGCUGUCCAGCCAGGAGGAGACACUGCUGGGCAGCUUCCUGGACUGGAGCCUGGACUACUGCUCCGGCUACGAGGGCGACCAAGAGAGCGAGGGCGAGAAGGAGGGCGAUGUGACAGCUCCCAGCGGUGUCCUCGAUGUCACUGUGGUCUACCUGAACCCGGAACAGCACUGCUGCCAGGAAUCAAGCGAUGAGGAGGCCUGCCCGGAGGAGGAGGGGCGUCAGGACACACAGGCAUCAGCACCAGGCAGCCAGACACCUUGGACCCCAGGGCUCGAGCGCUCUCUGUGCAGCAGGAGGGGGGCAGGCAAGGACAUAACGACCUCAGGGUACUCCUCUGUCAGCAGCACAAGUCCCACAAACUCCGCAGAUGGCUUGGGGGGCCUUGCCCGAUCUACCUCAGUACUGUCCCCGGGCAGCGACUUGAACACACAGCCUUGCCACCAUCACGCGAGGAAGUCGUGUGUACAGUGUCGUCCCCCAAGCCCCCCGGAGAGCUGUGCUCCCCAGCAACAGGUGAAGAGGAAAAACCUGUCCGCCCACAAUAAGGAGGAGGAGGACAUGAACUUGGGCUUUUUGAAGCUGUGAGUGUGUCAGUGCGUUUGCUGCAGUGAAUGUUGGCUGAAGUGAAUGUUUGCUGAGGCAGGGCUGCUGUUGCACUAGCAAGGGGGAGGGGGGCGCUGGAGAUGGAUCCCUGUAGACCCCUGGUGGCAGUCACACGGAAUAGAAAGGAGAACUUGGGGCAGUAAGUUUCUUUCUCUAGGGGAGCCCACUGUGAGCCAUCAGAAUGUCUAAAUCACAACAAAAACUCAGUUCCUUCUCUCUGGAAAGUUUAGCCUCAAAGCAAUCAUGCCAUACUGUGUGAAGCCUAUUUCUCUGUCCCCUCCCAUGUUUGUCCUGCUUUCUCUGGGAAACUUAAGCCCACGUCCUGAACUUCCCAGCCCCACGGAGCCCCAGGCACCGCGGGAGCUGAGAGCUUUCACAGCUGAGAACAUGUGUGACCCAGGUAUCCUGGCACAGCUCACCCCCUCCCACAUUUAUCUGGUUCGGGGUUCCACGGGGAGCCAAUAGCUCUGAGCACACCAUCCCUGCGCCCACAUUGGCCUGGCCUGCCCUGCCCCAGGCAGCCGUUCCUUUCCUCACUGGGUGGUGGGUCCUAUCGUGAGGGAACUCUGCCCCGCGGAUCUUUUCGGACUGCGUGUGAAUACCGGGUGAGUGGGCCCUGACAUUUUUGCAGGCCAGGGCCUUGAUGUCUUGGUCACAGGCUCUCUUCCUCCCAUAUUCUCAGCUCAUUUUAGAAAUCUGCCCCUUCUCCUGUGAUGGUUUGUCUGUGUCCCCAACAGAUGAUGUCCGUAUGAACAUCGGAAUGUCUGGGCCAUUUCUUUCCCUGUCUUUAUUUCCAUCCUCCAUCCCUCUAAGAUAAAAAACAAAAGAAAAAUUAAAAAUAGAAGAUAUGAGGGCUUCCCUGGUGGCGCAGUGGCUAAGAAUCCACCUGCCAAUGCAGGGGACACGGGUUCGAGCCCUGGUCCGGGAAGAUCUCACGUGCCUCAGAGCAACUAAGCCCGUGCGCCGUAACUACUAAGCCUGCGCUCUAGAGCCCGCGAGUCACAACUACUGAAGCCUGCGCGCCUAGAGCCCGUGCUCCACAGCAAGAGAAGCCACCACAUCAAGAAGCCCGCGCACCUCAAGGAAGGGUAGCCCCCGCUCGCCGCAACUAGAGAAAAGCCCGCACACAGCAACAAA
Messenger RNA from Globicephala melas (long-finned pilot whale), 5569 nucleotides. RefSeq names its product cyclin F (gene CCNF). The record is from RefSeq and is a predicted model, not a curated record. Gene Ontology annotation, molecular function: protein binding; cyclin-dependent protein serine/threonine kinase regulator activity. Gene Ontology annotation, biological process: regulation of cyclin-dependent protein serine/threonine kinase activity; mitotic cell cycle phase transition. Gene Ontology annotation, cellular component: centrosome; cyclin-dependent protein kinase holoenzyme complex; nucleus. Lineage: Eukaryota; Metazoa; Chordata; Mammalia; Artiodactyla; Delphinidae.